Rotaria sp. Silwood2 is the source of this 531-nucleotide messenger RNA. NCBI's taxonomy places the organism in Eukaryota, Metazoa, Rotifera, Eurotatoria, Philodinida, Philodinidae. The record is from the annotation of a GenBank genome assembly.
AUGGUACGUGUAACGUUUUUCAAGGAAUAUUCAGUACGUCCUCCGUACGUGUACGGUACACGCACCGAGCAGUACCAUUGUGCAGUACGCGUACCGAGGUCGUACCGUUCGACAUGGGAAUAUACAGCGAAUGUGGCACCAUCUAUCGAAAAUUGUGGUACGCAACAGAACUUAAUAAUACAUACACCAUUAGAUAGAGGAAGUCUUCCUCUAAAAAAAAAAGCUUUAAAAAAAUUUGUUAAUAUUUACAUUGAUGUAAAUGCUUCACCUUCAAUUGAUGAAAAUAAUGAAUUAAAAUCAAAUGCAUCUGAAAUUCGAAAAUAUAAAAAACGAUUUAAUUGUGAUAUAUUAUGUGCUACUUUAUGGAAAGUUAAUUUAUUAAUUGGAACAAAAAAUGGUUUAAUGUUAUUAGAUCGAAGUGGUGAAGGAAAAGUAUAUUCAUUAAUAAAAGGUCGUCAAUUUCAACAAUUAUAUGUAUUAGAAUCACAAAAUAUUCUUUUAACAAUAAGUGGAAAAAAUAAAAUAAAAUAA